GUGAUCUAGACACGUGAUGUACAGACUGCCAGGAUAAGCACACGCAUGUAAAUAAGAGUGCAGGAGUACGAUAGAUAACUAGGGUCACUAUUUAAAAGCCCUGCUUUAAGGCGUCGUAAUGUUGGGUUAUGUUGAUUAAAGCACUGCAGACUGGAGCUGGGACAGUCAGGGCACGUGACAUUGUACGUUUCACUUUCAUUUGGUAAACUAACAGCAAUAGCAACAGGUGUCUGUAUACAUGAAAGAUUCAUCCUCAGAAUAAACUACAUCUAUUAUUGAGGUAAGAGAACCGGUGUUUGCAUGUGACGGAGACUGUGGAACUAAUUUUUCGAUGGAAAAAGUGAAUCCUGAAGCAUUUGAAGAUGCAAGGCACACCAUCACAGACGUGUACAAGAAAGCCUUCGCACUCAUCAACAAGGGGUUGUUGGAGGAUGAGAUUGGUUGCAAGGAACAGGCCAUUGAUCUGUACAGGCAGGGGCGGCAGCAAUUGCUGAGGGGGGUCGGCAUCCCUUCCCAAGGGCCAGAAUACACAGGACCUGCCUGGGAGUCCGCAAGAGAGAUGCAGGAAAAGAUGCAGGAGACCCUUAACAAUAUUGAUACCCGGCUUCGAAUCCUGGAGACCGGGGAAGCUGCAGCAGCCGGUGGCACAUCUGAUGGAAUCCCAGGUUCCUGUGCUGCUAACGGCAGCAGCAGCAGCUCUGAGUUUUUGUAUCCAGCCCUACCUUCAAAGGAAAAACCCACAAGACCUGUGCCCCCUAAGGUUCUCUUUCCAGAAGGUGAUCCGCCCGGUGCAGAAGGGAGCAAGGGAGUACCCAGCGAGCUUCCACCAGCCUACUCACCCCAAGCAGCCGAGGGCCAUUACACCUUGUCUUACGGGACAGAAGGUGGGGAGCUGUCUAUGGUGGGGGAUGAUUUUUAUAGCCAGAACAACCGGCCACUGCCCAUGGAGAAUCUUGGGGUGGAUGGUGAGGAGCUGCUGCUGAUCCAUAGGGGGGUGCAGAUCUUCUUUGUGACUUCUGAGGGGCAUGUGACGGCCCCCUCCUACCCCGGGUAUCUCCGCAUCAUCAAGUUCACCAGCACAGACUCUGCUCGAGCAGCCAACCAGCCUCCAGCCUUCCUGCAGGUUUGUGAUUGGCUCUACCCUCUGAUGUCCAGAGACUCCCCGGUCCUGCUGUGUAAUACAGGAGUCUACAUGUUCCCUGAUGUGAUGGCACAGACGCCUGGGUCCUAUGUGGGAGUGGUGCUGUCCUCAGAACUGCCAGACACAGAGAGAGCGCUCUUUCAGGACCUGUUGUCACAAUUGACAGACUUGAGGGUUCAGAUUUCAGAUGGAAGUUUAAAAGGAGUGGUUAAAAAGCCUGCAGAAGCAGCAUCUGACUCAAUUAACCUGAGCCAGAGGAUUCCCAUUGCUGGUCCUGAGGCGGAAACUGAGGAUAGAGAGGCCUUGCCAGAAUGGAGUGAAAAAGUAGCCCAUGGAAUUCUCACUGGUGCUUCGUGGCUCAGUUGGGGUCUGGUUAAAGGUGCAGAGUUCACUGGAAAAGCCAUCCACAAAGGUGCUUCGAAGCUGAGAGAACACAUCAACCCUGAAGACAAACCAACCCAUGUCAGUCCUACCAUGGCCAAGAGCCUUCAUAUAGCAAAGCAAGCAACCGGAGGUGCAGUCAAGGUCAGCCAGUUUCUAGUUGAUGGGGUAUGCUCUGUGGCCAGCUGUGUGGGAAAGGAGCUGGCCCCUCAUGUGAAGAAACACGGCAGCAAACUGAUUCCAGAGUCUAUGAAGAAAGACAAGGACGGGAAGUCGAAUAUGGACGGAGCCAUGGUGGUGGCAGCCAGUAGCAUGCAGGGGUUCGCAACAGUGUGGACAGGCUUGGAGGUGGCAGCAAAGAGCAUAGCUAAAAGUGUAGCAUCAGAGACGGUACAUACUGUGAAACACAAGUAUGGUACUGCUGCUGGCCAAGCUACAGACAACGCAGUCAACUCUGCCGUCAACAUUGGUGUGGCAGCAUUUAACAUUGACAACCUGGGCAUCAAAGCAGUGGUGAAAAAAACAGGAAAGGAAACUGCCAGCGCAAUCCUGGAAGAUUACAAGAUUCAGGAAAAGCAAGAGAAGCAGUUGAAGAAAGAGGAAGAAUAAUGUGUACAUGUUUCUCUUUCCCCAGAGCUUUAAUAUAUCAAAUACAUUUACAAGCUUAAUUUAUAUUGUAUUAAAUGUAAUUUGUGUGAAAACUAGCAGUACAAGAACAUGUUUGAGACAGUAUUAUUUGAUAGAAAUGGAAAAGAAACAAAAACAGUAAUUACUCCUGUUAUUUACGAAAGAUGUGCAAUAACUUCUAUAGAUUAAAACACAGAUUUGGUGUCCUAUUCCAAGAUUAGGCCAUUUACAACAAAGAUGAAACUACCAAAAAAGUAUUAUUUUUUUUUUGACAAUACAGUUUCCCAUCUGACAUUGCAAGUAUAGCAUUAAGAGAUAGCAGCCAGUGACCAUGACCACAAUUUACCAGAAUAAAACUGCCUUUAGUAUUCUGUAGGAAAGAACAGCUUCAGAACAAUUAAGUGUUCCUUUAAAGGGCACAGUACACAAUUAAAAUACAUUGCACAGGACAAUAACCACACGUGUAAUAUUUUGGGACCACUGAUAUAGUAUUUUAUUAUUUGGCAAGGAAAAUGAGACGUUAAUUGUUUAAUUUAUUAAUAAAAUAUUCAUUUACACUGAAGUCAGAACAGUUAUUCCUGUAUUCACUGCUGAUGACUGCAUUCCAAAGGAUUACUGGUUUAAAAGCUCACUGCCACAUUUCACUGCUGCUACUUUCUCCAGUCUUGCCUGAGCCUGCAAAUGAAGCAUAACAAAGUAAAGCAGUUUGUCGUUGCUUUUGCAGCAGACACUAAAUACAAGCAACUCCAAGUUCCCCCCCUACCAACACAUAACCAUACUCUAGUUUUAAUGACAUGUUACUCUCAUUUUACAUUUAAGCUUACUAUAGGCAGUAUACUUUUGGGGUGAUUAGAGAAGACAUUUUGGGAGAAUUUUUCCUUUUAUUCUGAAUAUCCUUUUUGUGAUGCAUUGCCUAAUAAAGCAUUUUACCAAUUGUAAUAAUUAAUAAAGAUGAAUUGGUUUAUUCCUUAA
This is a messenger RNA of Polyodon spathula (Mississippi paddlefish), 3121 nucleotides long. It is a transcript of the gene sparta, whose product is annotated as spartin a. The transcript has 9 exons. The record is from RefSeq and is a predicted model, not a curated record. Gene Ontology annotation, cellular component: plasma membrane. Gene Ontology annotation, biological process: cell division; negative regulation of BMP signaling pathway. Lineage: Eukaryota; Metazoa; Chordata; Actinopteri; Acipenseriformes; Polyodontidae. The coding region runs from base 332 to 2131 and encodes 599 amino acids.